UCGGAGCGUCAGUGGACCCGGCGGGCGUCACCAUGCUGGACUCUAUAAAGAUCUAUGGUAAAACCAAGGAGCAGUUUGGCUGGCCUGACGAGCCCCCCGAGGACUUCCCCUCGGCCUCCGUCAACAACGUGUGCUCUCCCAACCUCAACACCGGCAACGGCACCGGGGAAGGUGACAUCGUCUCGCCAACCUCCACCGGCGGCACCGUGCUGGAGAGGUUAGUGUUAAAGGUCACGGGCAAACGUAACAGGGUUCAAAGGUUAACCAAAGGGUCAACUAGACUAGAGACAGGUUCCCACAAGAAGCUCCAAAACGGUGAGGGAUUUAUCCAAAAAUAAACACUUAUUUUGUUUUCCAUGCAAAACAUUUUGCUACAAUGUGCCCUAAUGAACACGACCCAAGCUACAACCAGUAGAAUAGCAUUAGCUGUAGAACUUAUAGUCUCUCUGUAAUAUAGUUCCCUCUCUCCUGACCCCUCAGUCUCCCUGUAAUAUAGUUCCCUCUCUCCUGACCCCUCAGUCUCCCUGUAAUAUAGUUCCUCACCCCUCAGUCUCUCUGUAAUAUAGUUCCUCUCUCCUGACCCCUCAGUCUCUCUGUAAUAUAGUUCCCUCUCUCCUGACCCCUCAGUCUCCCUGUAAUAUAGUUCCUCUCUCCUGACCCCUCAGUCUCUGUGUAAUAUAGUUCCUCUCUCCUCACCCCUCAGUCUCCCUGUAAUAUAGUUCCUCUCUCCUCACCCCUCAGUCUCUCUGUAAUAUAGUUCCUCUCUCCUCACCCCUCAGUCUCUCUGUAAUAUAGUUCCCUCUCUCCUCACCCCUCAGUCUCUCUGUAAUAUAGUUCCCUCUCUCCUCACCCCUCAGUCUCUCUGUAAUAUAGUUCCCUCUCUCCUCACCCCUCAGUCUCUCUGUAAUAUAGUUCCUCUCUCCUCACCCCUCAGUCUCUCUGUAAUAUAGUUCCUCUCUCCUCACCCCUCAGUCUCUCUGUAAUAUAGUUCCUCUCUCCUCACCCCUCAGUCUCUCUGUAAUAUAGUUCCUCUCUCCUCACCCCUCAGUCUCCCUGUAAUAUAGUUCCCUCUCUCCUCACCCCUCAGUCUCUCUGUAAUAUAGUUUCCUCUCUCCUCACCCCUCAGUCUCUCUGUAAUAUAGUUCCCUCUCUCCUCACCCCCCAGUCUCUCUGUAAUAUAGUUCCCUCUCUCCUCACCCCUCAGCCUCUCUGUAAUAUAGUUCCUCUCUCCUCACCCCUCAGUCUCUCUGUAAUAUAGUUCCUCUCUCCUCACCCCUCAGUCUCUCUGUAAUAUAGUUCCCUCUCUCCUGACCCCUCAGUCUCUCUGUAAUAUAGUUCCCUCUCUCCUGACCCCUCAGUCUCUCUGUAAUAUAGUUCCCUCUCUCCUCACCCCUCAGUCUCUCUGUAAUAUAGUUCCCUCUCUCCUCACCCCUCAGUCUCUCUGUAAUAUAGUUCCCUCUCUCCUCACCCCUCAGUCUCUCUGUAAUAUAGUUCCUCUCUCCUCACCCUCAGUCUCUCUGUAAUAUAGUUCCUCUCUCCUCACCCCUCAGUCUCCCUGUAAUAUAGUUCCUCUCUCCUCACCCCUCAGUCUCUCUGUAAUAUAGUUCCCUCUCUCCUCACCCCUCAGUCUCUCUGUAAUAUAGUUCCUCUCUCCUCACCCCUCAGUCUCCCUGUAAUAUAGUUCCUCUCUCCUCACCCCUCAGUCUCUCUGUAAUAUAGUCUCUCCCUCCCUCUCCUCAUCCCCUCAGUCUCUACUGUAAUAUAGUUUCUCUCUCCUCACCCCUCAGUCUCUCUGUAAUAUAGUUCCCUCUCUCCUCACCCCUCAGUCUCCUCUGUUCAAUAUAGUUCCUCUCUCCUCACCCCUCAGUCUCUCUGUAAUAUAGUUCCCUCUCUCACUCACCCCUCAGUCUCUCUGUAAUAUAGUUCCCCUCUCCUCACCCCUCAGUCUCUCUGUAAUAUAGUUCCCUCUCACCUGACCCCUCAGUCCUCUCUGUAAUAUAGUUCCCUCUCUCCUCACCCCUCAGUCUCUCUGUAAUAUAGUUCCCUCUUCUCUCACCCCCUCAGUCUCUCUGUAAUAUAGUUCCCUCUCUCUCCUCACCCUCAGUCUCUCUGUAAUAUAGUUCCCUCUCUCCUCACCCCUCAGUCUCUCUGUAAUAUAGUUCCCCUCUCCUCACCCCAUCAGUCUCUCUGUAAUAUAGUUCCCUCUCUCCUGACCCCUCAGUCUCUCUGUAAUAUAGUUCCUCCUCUCCUCACCCCUCAGUCUCUCUGUAAUAUAGUUCCCUCUCUCCUCACCCCUCAGUCUCUCUGUAAUAUAGUUCCCUCUCUCCUCACCCCUCAGUCUCUCUGUAAUAUAGUUCCCUCUCUCCUGACCCCUCAGUCUCUCUGUAAUAUAGUUCCUCUCUCCUCACCCCUCAGUCUCUCUGUAAUAUAGUUCCCUCUCUCCUCACCCCCCAGUCUCUCUGUAAUAUAGUUCCUCUCUCCUCACCCCUCAGUCUCUCUGUAAUAUAGUUCCUCUCUCCUCACCCCUCAGUCUCUCUGUAAUAUAGUUCCUCUCUCCUCACCCCCGUGGAGUCUGUAUAGUAGGGUCAGGAAUUUAGGUGGUUGUGUGUGUGUGUGUGUGUGUGUGAGAGAGAGAGAGAGAGUGUUUGUGUCUAUCUGUGUGUGUGGUGUGUGUGUGUGUGUGUGUGUGUGUGAGAGAGAGAGAGAGAGAGUGUUUGUGUCUAUCUGUGUGUGUGUGUGUGUGUGUGCGGGUCCGCUGCAUGGCUGCAAUCAUAAUGGCUUGUUGUUCUGCUUCUUCCUCUGUUCACCAAUUUUCUUUUUCUUGGUUUCUUUCUGUGAUCCUCACACAUUGUUUUUCUUUUUCUCGGUUUCUUUCUGUGAUCCUCACACAUUGUUUUUCUUUUUCUUUGCUCCCAAAAAUACAAUCAAUAAAAAAGUUGUGAAACUGAGUCCUUAUCAACCUUGGACCGGUUAGUAACCGCUCUUUCUCUGCUUGUUAGCAUGGUGUGUGUGUGUGUGCGUAGAGGAGAGAGAGUGUGUGUGUGUGUGUGUGUUUGUGCGUGCGUGUGAGACUGAACAUGACAUGUGAAAUGCACUCUUCAAAAAUAUCAUCAUUCUGAUGUUUGCUCUAACAAUGCAACUCAUUAUUACAACAAGGCUUGUUCUCACUUUAAACAUUGAAUGGAUGUUUGAUGGAAGUUUUUUUUUUUUUUAUUCAAUAGACUAGCUUAGACUUGAUUUGAAGUUGUUUUUGAUUGAUUGUUUGAUUAUAUUGAUUAUUGAUUAAUUGAUCAAUUAAUUCACUACUCCUUAGGUUGGUGGUGAGCUCUCUGGAAGCACUGGAGAGCUGCUUUGCUGUGGGCUCCUCCAAUGAAAAGGCAAGGUCUUCACUACAUCUUUCACAGAGAAAGACGCUCUCGUUUCACACUACUUUUUGCAUUGUCCAAAUCAGGCCCACAAUCCUCAAUUUAGUACCAAUGUAGUAGUAUUUUGUCUGUUGUAAAACUAGACAGAAACAGAAGCUGCAUGUUGAGUGGUCUUAUUAUAGAGCUUUACAAGACAGAAACCAUCUCUGUAGCUACCUACCUCUGUAGCUCAGCUGGUAGAGCAUGGCGCUUGUAACGCCAGGGUAGUGGGUUCGAUCCCCGGGACCACCCAUACGCAAAAAUGUAUGCACACAUGACUGUAAGUCGCUUUGGAUAAAAGCGUCUGCUAAAUGGCAUAUUAUUAUUAUUAUAUUAUGUGUAGUAAACUAUAUAAAUUGUGUAUGUGACGGUUCAGGAGAAGAACAAGGCUGCAGCGCUGGAGUUGGCCACCUUGCUCCUGUCCAUGUCCACUCCCUCUGGGUUCAGCAGCAGACCAAAGGCCUGCUGGCCAGCCUACCACCAGCCGUACUGCCUACCACACCACAAGGUAAUAGCCUACACACCAGCCGUACUGCCUACACAACCACAAGGUAACUAACGUACACACCAGCCGUACUGCCUACCACAACCACAAGGUAACUAACAUACACACCAGCCGUACUGCCUACCACAACCACAAGGUAACUAGCCUACACACCAGCCGUACUGCCUACCACAACCACAAGGUAACUAACAUACACACCAGCCGUACUGCCUACCACAACCACAAGGUAACUAACAUACACACCAGCCGUACUGCCUACCACAACCACAAGUAACUAACAUCACACCACCUACUGCCUACCACAAACCACAAGGUAACUAACAUACACACCAGCCGUAUGCCUACCACAACCACAAGGGUAACUAACAUACACAACACCGUACUGCCUACCACAACCCAAGGUAACUACAUACUCACCAGCCGACUGCCUACCACAACCACAAGGUAACUAGCAUACACACCAGCCGUACUGCCUACCACCAACCACAAGGUAACUACAUACACACCAGCCGUACUGCCUACCAAAACCACAAGGUAACUAACAUACACACCAGCCGUACUGCCUACCACACCAAGUAACUAACAUACACACCAGCCGUACUGCCUACCACACACAAGGUAACUAACAUCCACAACCACGCCGUACUGCCUACCACAACCCAAGGUAACUAACAUACCACACCAGCCGUACUGCCUACACAACCACAAGGUAACUACAUACACAACCAGCCGUACUGCCUACCACAACCACAAGUGUAACUAACAUACUCACCAGCCGUACUGCCUACCACAACCACAAGGUAACUAACAUACUCACCAGCCUUACUGCCUACCAACAACCACAAGGUAACUAGCCUACACACCAGCCGUACUGCCUACCACAACCACAAGGUAACUAACAUACUCACCAGCCGUACUGCCUACCACAACCACAAGGUAACUAGCAUACACACCAGCCGUACUGCCUACCACAACCACAAGGUAACUAACCUACACACCAGCCGUACUGCCUACCACAACCACAAGGUAACUAACAUACACACCAGCCGUACUGCCUACCACAACCACAAGGUAACUAAACAUACACACCAGCCGUACUGCCUACCACAACCACAAGGUAACUAACAUACACACCAGCCGUACUGCCUACCACAACCACAAGGUAACUAACAUACACACCAGCCGUACUGCCUACCACAACCACAAGGUAACUAACAUACACACCAGCCGUACUGCCUACCACAACCACAAGGUAACUAACAUACACACCAGCCGUACUGCCUACCACAACCACAAGGUAACUAACAUACACACCAGCCGUACUGCCUACCACAACCACAAGGUAACUAGCCUACACACCAGCCGUACUGCUACCACAACCACAAGGUAACUAACAUACACACCAGCCGUACUGCCUACCACAACCACAAGGUAACUACCUACACACCAGCCUACUGCCUACCACAACCACAAGGUAGUAGCAUACACACAGCCGUACUGCCUACCACAACCACAAGGUAACUAGCAUACACACCAGCCGUACUGCCUACCACAACCACAAGGUAACUAACAUACACACCAGCGUACUGCCUACACAACCACAAGGUAACUAACAUACACACCAGCCGUACUGCCUACCACAACCACAAGGUAACUAACAUACACACCAGCCGUACUGCCUACCACAACCACAAGGUAACUAGCCUACACACCAGCCGUACUGCCUACCACAACCACAAGGUAACUAGCAUACACACCAGCCGUACUGCCUACCACAACCACAAGGUAACUAACAUACACACCAGCCGUACUGCCUACCACAACCACAAGGUAACUAACAUACACACCAGCCGUACUGCCUACCACAACCACAAGGUAACUAACAUACACACCAGCCGUACUGCCUACCACAACCACAAGGUAACUAAUUUUCCCAUGACAAACGUUUUCUUCUCCUCCAUGAAAACUGAAUUGUCCCUCUUUGAAGCCUAAUGAGGUUUCCACUUUGUGCUUAAUGAAUGUGAGAUUGCAUUCCUGAGACCAGUCCCACUCACCCCUCUCUCCCAUAACUUCUCUCUCUCCUAGGACCAGUCCCACUCACCCCUCUCUCCCAUAACUUCUCUCUCUCCUAGGACCAGUCCCACUCACCCCUCUCUCCCAUAACUUCUCUCUCUCCUAGGACCAGUCCCACUCACCCCUCUCUCCCAUAACUUCUCUCUCCCCUAGGACCAGUCCCACUCACCCCUCUCUCCAUAACUUCUCUCUCCGGGUCUACUCACCCCUCUCUCUCCCAUAACUUCUCCUCUCCCCUAGGACCAGUCCCACUCACCCCUCUCUCCCAUAACUUCUCUCUCUCCUAGGACCAGUCCACCACUCACCCCUCUCUCCCAUAAACUUCUCUCUCUCCUAGGACCAGUCCCACUCACCCCUCUCUCCCAUAACUUCUCUCUCUCCUAGGACCAGUCCCACUCACCCCUCUCUCCCAUAACUUCUCUCUCUCCUAGGACCAGUCCCACUCACCCCUCUCUCCCAUAACUUCUCUCUCUCCUAGGACCAGUCGCUGCUCAGCAACGCGGUGCAGUGUCUGAACAGCUGUAGUCGUGACAGCAGAGACCUGGACCCUGACGUGUUCCAGAGGCUGGUCAUCACCGCACGCUCCAUCGCCAUAAUGAGACCCAAUAACCUGGUGCACUUCACUGAGACCAAGCCCCCUAAUAUUGAUACAGGUAAAAACCUAUUCACUGAGACCAAGCCCCCUAAUAUUGAUACAGGUAAAAACCUAUUCACUGAGACCAAGCCCCCUAAUAUUGAUACAGGUAAAAACCUAUUCACUGAGACCAAGCCCCCUAAUAUUGAUACAGGUAAAAACCUAUUCACUGAGACCAAGCCCCCUAAUAUUGAUACAGGUAAAAACCUAUUCACUGAGACCAAGCCCCCUAAUAUUGAUACAGGUAAAAACCUACCCACUCUAGUUUUAGAUCAGUUUAUGGGUGGUCCUCUGUAGCUCAGUUGGUAGAGCACGGCGCUUGUAACGCCAGGGUAGUGGGUUCGAUCCCCGGGACCACCCAUACGUAAAAAUGUAUGCACACGUGACUGUAAGUCGCUUUGGAUAAAAGCGUCUGCUAAAUGGGAUAUUAUUUAUAUUAUAGUUUAGGCUGUACACUUCAUAUUGACUAGUCAGCUGUUCCCGUCACUAGAUGAAGCCUCUCCUGUUGUGUUAAUACUCUCCGUCACCACUACAUGAAUGUAUUGUCUCCACAAUCACUAUUAGGAAACAGUUCCAUCACACUGCUUCAUUCAGGUCCAUGAUAGAGGUCGAAGGGUACAAUAUGGUGUAACACUUCUUGUUUGUUUCUUUGUUCAGAGAUGACCGAGGAGGGUCAGAAACAGAUGGACAGUGAGGGAUGUAACUUCAUCAUGCAGCUGGUCAAUAACUUCUGGAAGCUCCACGCACUCAAACCAAAGAACGCUUUCCUGGCCCCAGCCUGUCUGCCAGGUAAACUAACAUUGCCUUUCCUGGCCCCUGCCUGUCUGCCAGGUAAACUAACAUUGCCUUUCCUGGCCCCAGCCUGUCUGCCAGGUAAACUAACAUUGCCUUUCCUGGCCCCUGCCUGUCUGCCAGGUAAACUAACAUUGCCUUUCCUGGCCCCUGCCUGUCUGCCAGGUAAACUAACAUUGCCUUUCCUGGCCCCAGCCUGUCUGCCAGGUAAACUAACAUUGCCUAUCCUUGCUCCCGCCUGUCUGCCAGGUAAACUAGCAUCGUCUCAUAGCUGGGUAGUGUUCCAUUUGGCAAAACAUUUUGUCGAACCCACAUUUUUGUUGCUACGGUGUGCCCUACCUGGAACAUUUUGAUCCACUGUGACGUUUUUCCGGACGUUGGUGGAGACUAAUUUUAUGAAUCGUCAAUCGAUCAAUCAUUGUUUCUCUCCAGGUCUGACCCACAUUGAAGCCACAGUGAACGCAUUGGUGGACAUCAUCCAUGGCUACUGCACCUGUGAGCUGGACUACAUUAACGUGGCCUCCAAGAUAUACAUGCAGAUGCUGCUGUGCCCCGUACGUUCCUCAGUAAUACUUUAGAGACACACACUUAUAAGUAACACUGAUUCUUCAGCAUUUAGUCUACUGUAGCCCUGUGAAAUUUUCAAUAGUCAUUUAGCUGUGUUGAUCCUGGAUCGUCAUUUAGCUGUGUUGAUCCUGGAUCGUCAUUUAGCUGUGUUGAUCCUGGAUCGUCAUUUAGCUGUGUUGAUCCUGGAUCGUCAUUUAGCUGUGUUGAUCCUGGAUCGUCAUUUAGCUGUGUUGAUCCUGGAUCGUCAUUUAGCUGUGUUGAUCCUGGAUCGUCAUUUAGCUGUGUUGAUUCUGGAACGUCAUUUAGCUGUGUUGAUCCUGGAUCGUCAUUUAGCUGUGUUGAUCCUGGAUCGUCAUUUUGCUGUGUUGAUCCUGGAUCGUCAUUUAGCUGUGUUGAUCCUGGAUUGUCAUUUAGCUGUGUUGAUCCUGGAUCGUCAUUUUGCUGUGUUGAUCCUGGAUCGUCAUUUAGCUGUGUUGAUCCUGGAUCGUCAUUUAGCUGUGUUGAUUCUGGAACGUCAUUUAGCUGUGUUGAUCCUGGAUUGUCAUUUAGCUGUGUUGAUCCUGGAUCGUCAUUUAGCUGUGUUGAUCCUGGAUCGUCAUUUAGCUGUGUUGAUCCUGGAUCGUCAUUUAGCUGUGUUGAUCCUGGAUCGUCAUUUAGCUGUGUUGAUCCUGGAUCGUCAUUUAGCUGUGUUGAUCCUGGAUCGUCAUUUAGCUGUGUUGAUCCUGGAUCGUCAUUUAGCUGUGUUGAUCCUGGAUCGUCAUUUAGCUGUGUUGAUCCUGGAUCGUCAUUUAGCUGUGUUGAUCCUGGAUCGUCAUUUAGCUGUGUUGAUUCUGGAUCGUCAUUUAGCUGUGUUGAUCCUGGAUCGUCAUUUAGCUGUGUUGAUCCUGGAUCGUCAUUUACCAGUGUUUUAUUGUUGUGGAUCGUUGAUCCUGUGUUCAGACUUGACCAACUUGUGUUUCUUUACCUAAAUGGCCCCUAAAUGAUGUAAAAAGGGCAUUAUAAAAUAUAUUUCAGUGAUUAAUUCUGAUCUGUAUUCCAGGACACGUCUGUGAGCUUUGCCUGUAAGCAAGCACUGAUCCGAGUGCUCCGACCCAGGAACAAACACCGUCACGUGACUCUUCCGUCUCCCCCACGCUCCAACACACCCAUGGGUAGGUAUCCAGUUAUUUCUUACCCCUGAGUCAGACCAGGGCUUUCCAACCCUAUUUUCCUGGAGAGCUAUCCUCCUGUAGGUUUUCACUUCAAUCCCAUUUUGUAACUAAUCUGAUUCAGUUGAUGAACCAGCUAAUCAUUAGAAUCAGGUGUGUUAGAUUAGGGUUGGAGCAAAAACCUAGAGGACGGCAGCUCACCAGGAACAGGGUUGGAGUUAAACCUAGAGGACUGUAGCUCUCCAGGAUCAGGGUUGGAGUUAAACCUAGAGGACUGUAGCUCUCCAGGAACAGGGUUGGAGUUAAACCUAGAGGACUGUAGCUCUCCAGGAUCAGGGUUGGAGUUAAACCUAGAGGACUGUAACUCUCCAGGAACAGGGUUGGAGUUAAACCUAGAGGACUGUAGCUCUCCAGGAACAGGGUUGGAGUUAAACCUAGAGGACUGUAGCUCUCCAGGAACAGGGUUGGAUAGCCCUGAACUAGACCAAUAGAAGGGCCAGAUAAAGUGUUUGCAAGUUAAUUUCAGAACGGUAUCUUUAAAAAACACACCAAAUAACAGUAACAUUUGUUUCGACUUUUCAGUUCGUAUAUCUGUAUUUGAAUUUUUUUCAACAUCUUCUGCUCUAUUAAUCCCUUCAAGAGUUAGGAGCAAACGCUUGUACAAAUCAGAAACCCCUAUAAAUGUUUCCAUCGUCACUGAGUGUUCUCUGUCCCCUCUCUUUUUCCCCUCCUCCUCCUGUUCCUCCUCCUCUCCUCUCUCCCUGUUCCUCCUCCUCUCCUCUCUCCCUGCUCCUCCUCCUCUCCCUGCUCCUCCUCCUCCUCCUCUCCUCUCUCCCUGUUCCUCCUCCUCUCCUCUCUCCCCGUUCCUCCUCCUCCUCUCCCUGUUCCUCCUCCUCCUCUCCCUGUUCCUCCUCCUCUCCCUCCUCUCCCUGUUCCUCCUCCUCUCCUCUCUCCCUAUUCCUCCUCCUCCUCUCCCUGUUUCUCCUCUCUCCCUGUUCCUCCUCUCUCCCUGUUCCUCCUCUCUCCCUGUUCCUCCUCUCUCCCGGUUCCUCCCUGUUUCCUCCUCCCUCUCCCUGUUCCUCCUCCUCCUCCUCUCCCUUUCCUCUCCUCCUCUCCCUUUUUCCUCCUCCUCCUCCCCUGUUCCCCUCCUCCUCCUCUCCCUUUCCUUUCCUCCUCCUCUUCCCUGUUCUCCUCUCCUCCCUCUCUCCUGUUCCUCCUCCUCUCUCCCUGUUUCUCCUCCUCUCUCCCUGUUCUCUCCUCUCUCCCUGUUCCACCUCCUCUCCCUUUUCCUCCUCCUCUCCUGUUCCUUCCCUCUCCUCCCUGUUUUCCUCCUCCUCUCUCCCUUCUCCUCCUGUCCUCUUCCCUCUCCCUGUUCCUCCUCCUCCUCUCCCUGUUUUCUCCUCCUGUUUCCUCUCUCCUCCGUCUCCCUCUCUCCCUGUUCCUCCUCCUCUUCCUAUCCUCUCUCCCCUUUUCUCCUCCUGUUUCCUCCUCUCCUCUCUCUCUCCCCCUUGUUCCUCCUCCUCCCUCCUCUCCCUUUCCUCCUUUUUCCUCCUCCUCUCUCCCUGUUUUUCUUCCUCCUGUUUCCUAUUCCUCCUCCUCUCCUCUCUCCUUGUUUCCUCCUCCUCCUCCUCUCUCCUUGUUCCUCCUCCUCUCCUCUCCUCUCUCCUUGUUCCUCCUCCUCUCCUCUCCCUCCCUGUUCCUCCUCCUCUCUCUCCUUGUUCCUCCUCCUCUCCUCUCUCCCUGUUCCUCCUCCUCUCCUCUCUCCCUAUUCCUCCUCCUCUCCUCUCCCUCUCUCCCUGUUCCUCCUCCUCUCCUCUCUCCCUGUUCCUCCUCCUCCCUCUCUCCCUGUUCCUCCUCCUCUCCUCUCUCCCUGUUCCUCCUCCUCUCCUCUCUCCCUGUUCCUCCUCCUCUCCUCUCCUCUCUCCCUGUUCCUCCUCUCCUCUCUCCCUGUUCCUCCUCCUCCAGGAGACAAAGACGAUGAUGAUGAGGAUGAUGUUGAUGACAAGAUGCAGCCGUCUGGGCUGACGGGAGGAGAUGGGGGCAGGCAGGAGAUUCAGGAGCAGGGUGAGGUCGACCAUGGCGACUUUGAGAUGGUGGUGAGUCUCUUUGAGAUG
Messenger RNA from Coregonus sp. 'balchen', 11237 nucleotides. The record is from the annotation of a GenBank genome assembly. Lineage: Eukaryota; Metazoa; Chordata; Actinopteri; Salmoniformes; Salmonidae.